This is a messenger RNA of Epinephelus lanceolatus (giant grouper), 3791 nucleotides long. Its product is annotated as transcription intermediary factor 1-alpha-like. Gene Ontology annotation, molecular function: zinc ion binding; protein binding. The record is from RefSeq and is a predicted model, not a curated record. Gene Ontology annotation, cellular component: chromatin. Lineage: Eukaryota; Metazoa; Chordata; Actinopteri; Perciformes; Serranidae.
CCUCACCUGUGUGGAUAUCCUACAUCUCGUAAACACAGAGAGAAACAGCCUCGGAGGAUAAAAGUGGAGCAAAUGGACGGACGCACAGAGAAGCAGGAGCCGGGGGAUGGUGCUGCUGCUGCUGCUGCUGCUGCUUCCGCCGCUGCCGCUGCUGCCAUCGUCGUUGGGAACGAAGCGGAGAGCAAGCAAGUGCAGGAGGAAAAGUCCGGUGUGACCGGUCGGAAUUACCUGGACACCUGCCCCGUUUGCCACCUGAACUUUCACAGCCGAGAGCCCAAACUUCUGCCGUGUCUGCACUCUUUCUGCAAGAAAUGCUUGCCUUCACCAUCCAGGAAUCUGGCCAUGGCAGAGCCGCCAAACUCCCAGGUUGAGAGCGCGAGCAAACCACUGAAUGUGAUCCGCUGUCCGGUGUGCAGGCAGGAGUGCAUGGAGGUAGAUGUGAUGGAGAAUGCCUUUGUGAAGGACUCAGUUGAAGCUCCCAGCAGCACAGUGGAGAGGACGGUGCAGCUCUGUAUGACCUGUGAUGACAACACUGAAGCUGCUGGCUUUUGUGUGGACUGUGUCGAGUACCUCUGUGUCACCUGUGUGGAGGCCCACCAAAGAGUCAAAUUUACCAAAGACCACACCAUCAGACAGAAGGCCGAAGUAUCACAAGAGGUCCAUGGUGUGUCGGCUCAGAGGCCGAUGUUCUGUGACAUCCACAAACAAGAGCUGCUGAAGCUGUUCUGUGAGACCUGUGACCUGCUAACCUGCCGCGACUGCCAGCUAGUGAAGCACAAGGACCACAACUACCAGUUCCUUGAAGAUGCUUAUAGAAACCACAAACAGCACAUGGAGAGCAUGACCCAUCAGCUGCAGGAGAAACAGAAACUGAUCGAAGAGGUGUCUAACUCCAUAAACAGUGGACUUGUUCAGGUUGAUCAGAACCGCACGUCUGUUCAUAAUGAAAUAAAGAAAUCCAUCUGCAGUUUGAUCCUGGAGAUAAACAAGAAGGGCAAGAUGCUAGUUAAUCAACUAGAGGCUGUAACAAAGGAUCACGAGACUGUCCUGCGAAAACAACAGGAGGACAUCGGCUAUCUAUCCAGACACCUGGAUCAUGUCAUCAACUUCACCAAAUGGGCCACAGCCAGGAAUGGGGGCACGGCCCUCUUGUACUGUAAACGUUUGAUUCUGUUUCAGAUUGGAAACCUCCUGAGGGUAAAAUGUAGUACCUCGUUCAUACCACAGAGCACUGUACGCUUCCAGAGUCGAUCCUCUUACUGGGCCUCAAAUGUUGAUCUGGGCUCUUUAGUGGUGGAGAGUGUACCAGGCCACCAGCUGGGCGGUUUUCAGGGUAUCCCUCAUCAGCUCUCCCACCCUGGGCAGGGCCCCUCAGGCUCACCCCACAGCUUUGCCCUGGGAGCACCCCAUAGUACUCUGGCUCAGCUCCAGAUGCAGGUGGACAAGCUCAACCCGCAGGCCAACUGGCAGCCUCAACCACCUCCUCCACCCUGGACGUGGUACCAGAGCGUCCGGCUACAGCGAACCAUUCCAGGGCCUCUGCAAGGAGGCUCUCCCUCCCACACUGUGCUUCCCCAACCAGGCCGCAGGUUUAUGGUGCCUCCUGCCAACCACGUCAGCCCAACUAGCAGCCAACCGAGCCCUGGGUUUACGCCCCAGCCUCUGAGGGGGAUGGGAAGCAGCUCCAGCUACCAACCCAAACCUGUGGAUGUGUUUUCCUCCUCACCUCUGUACACCCAGAUAACACCACUGCCCAUCAAUGGCGGCGUCAGUUCACCUCAAUCACGACAGACGAUUGAACCUACGUAUCUGACUAGGAGGAGUGACUCAGGUGGUCCCAUCUAUAUACUGAAACCUAACUAUCCCCAGAGCCUGCCACCUUCUUUGCUACACAGAAAUGUGCAAGGACAGCAGAACUCACUAGGGUACACUGCUGUAUCCCAGGAGGAGAAACCAGGGACCGUGACAUGGAAACCUCCAGAAACACACCAGGCGAGCGGAGCAGUGGGCUCAGCUGUGAAAAAAAGACGAAGAUCGUCACCAGGGCCCAUCAUUGUCAUCAAAGACGAGCCAGAUGAUGACGGCAGCUAUGUACAAGCCAACCAAAGAGCCAGCCUCCCCGACAGCACAGGUGACCAACCCCAAAUCAGUGCCCAUGGUGAGGGGAACAAAGUCUCUACCCCUCUUCAAAGCACAAACGACAAACCCCAUAGCCCCUCACAGCCUCCGAGCAGCCCACAGGACCAGAGUAAGACUAAUGCUGCAAAUGGCAUCCGUUCACUGGGAGGAGAACAGCAGGUAGAGCAGCACCGAGCUCCGCUGGAAGACUCUAAUGAAGCCUUGUGUGCUGUGUGUCGAACCGGGGGAGAGCUGCUGUGCUGCGAUAAGUGUCCCAAGGUUUUUCACCUUUCGUGCCAUGUUCCCACUCUCCUCAAAUCUCUCAGUGGGGAAUGGUUUUGCUCUUUCUGCCGUGACCUGUUAGUGCCUGAGAUGGAGUACGACUGUGAAAGCAAACCUGAAGCCAAAACAGUGAAGAAGGAGCCAGGAUCUGAAGGAGGAUUUCCCCCUGUGGACAAACGAAAGUGUGAGAGGCUGUUGCUGCACUUGUUUUGCAACGAGCUGAGUUCAGACUUUCAAGGGCCUGCAUCCCCCUCGGUAUGUGCAAAUAACAUGCUGACUGUGAAGGGACCGGUGAAUCUUUCCGCUGUGAAGAAACGACUGGAGGCGAAGCAGAGUGUGUGCUAUCAGAGCCCUGCAGAGUUUGUAUCAGACAUCAGGCUCGUCUUGGGAAGCCAUGCAGUCCUCAGUGAGGCUGACACAGAGGCCGCCAUGGCAGGCAGGAAGCUCAAAGAGCUGUUUGAGGAGCACCUGAGGAUCACCUUCCCUGACCAGACCUUUCCAGAAAUCAAACUGGAGAUGAUACCUACAACCCUGUCUGACUCUCUCCUCUCACCUCUUGACAAUAUUUCCCGGCCUGCAAAGCGUCAGCGCACAUGUUCAGACUCCUAGGAUACAUCGAGAUGUCCCAGUGGAGAGGAGGGAGUAGUAUGAAAGCACAAAUGAAUCGCUUGACAACACUGCCAGCACCAGCUUAUAUGUGGUGUGUUACAUGUAAUUACAAACAUUUAAGACACACAGUCACCUUCAGGUCACCAAAAAUGUUUUAUAAUUAUUGAUUAAAUGUACAGCAAGCAACGAACGAUGAUGCAGAGCAACAAAUUAGCUCUAUUUUCUGGACUGAACUGCGAAAAAGCUGUUGCAUUUGUUUUGACUCUGAACAAGCUUGAAGAUUCCGACUACAGUUCCUGCAAGAAUACACACAUGCAGCACAUUUGGGUGUUUACAGGGUACAAGUUGUCAGUUCGCUGUCACUAACUGAUACGUCUGCUCUCAGUAGAUACAUUCAUUGACACUGAGCUAUAGACGCUGUCGUCAGGUCCGCUGUGUUUUUCCUGUUUAGUGCUCCAUGUGUAAAUAUAGAAGUUAUCAGAGGAAGGGUGAUAAUCAUCCGCUUUGAUGUUUGUGGUCUAUCUUAUGCGGAAUAAGAUUUGUUUGAGGGCCCCUCGAGGCCAGUGAAAUGAAAAACAUCAAAGCAGUCAAAGCUGUUUGAUAAAACCCAAGACUGUUUAAGAUGUUACACUGUCACACAUCAUUACACAAUAUUUCUGCCUGGGCUCAUUUGUCAGGCUUUUAUAGCAGAGCUGCAGAUCUGAUGUUGUAAAGCUAAAUGUUAUGUCCAAUUUUAUUUAUUUGUGUUUAUUUAAUAAAAGAUUUUCUGAUUUUAUUGUGAA